This is a messenger RNA of Canariomyces notabilis, 459 nucleotides long. RefSeq lists its product as uncharacterized. Lineage: Eukaryota; Fungi; Ascomycota; Sordariomycetes; Sordariales; Chaetomiaceae. The transcript has a single exon. The record is from RefSeq and is a predicted model, not a curated record. Bases 1 to 459 code for a protein of 152 amino acids.
AUGGCUCGCAAGUCGCGCCGCAGGAGCCCCAGCCAAAAACUCCGCAGAAAGUUCCAAGAGAGGCUGAGCACACUUAAAAUAAAAAUUACAGAACUCAAUGCCGUUACGGAGGGCCGAGCGACUAUGGUGUGGACGUACAAGGGCGAGACGUCGAUUUGCGGAGACGAGCAGCUCCUGGAGAGUUUGCGCUACAAUCCUGGAGUUUACCCAAACCGUAUUGGCCAUCCAACGUCGCCAUCCAAUUCGACGUCUUCGUCCGCGUCGCAUAACGAGCGCUUCCAAAUUCCCACCGAGAAGAGUUCGUUCGAAAACGGUGGAUUUCUCGAUCUAGAUUUGCUUCAGGAAAGGCAAGCUUCGGCUGCGUCUGCAAACGGGAAAGGCUCGACUCAAAAGGCAUGGAGGAAGGAGGACUUGGACUUCCUCGUUAAUGACUUUUUCAGCGAACCAUAUGUACUAUAA